This is a messenger RNA of Phycomyces blakesleeanus NRRL 1555(-), 447 nucleotides long. RefSeq lists its product as hypothetical. The record is from RefSeq and is a predicted model, not a curated record. The transcript has 2 exons. NCBI's taxonomy places the organism in Eukaryota, Fungi, Mucoromycota, Mucoromycetes, Mucorales, Phycomycetaceae. Bases 1 to 447 code for a protein of 148 amino acids.
AUGUUGACAAUUAAAAACCCACAAACAAACAAUAACCAAACCACUUUCGAAGGGGUUGUAUCUGAAAGUGUUUCUGCUUUCAGCUUCUUGGGUACUUCUGAAGGGACGUACAGAAGAGACAAACAAUGCGUUGAGUCAAGAGAGGCCCAGUCAGUACAAAACAUUGGCAAUGAUGACAGUCAAGAUAUCCCAAGGCCUGAUAAAAACUCACAUUCAGAGUCAAGCGCUUUAUCUGCCAAAGAGAUAAAAUCUACAAUGUCAUUAUAUUUAGGUAGAGGAAAUCCACAGACUGGUGCAGACAUGUAUUAUAUUACAGAAAAAAUUGUGUUUCAUGUGAUAAACAAUACAUUCGAUGCACUUAUUAAUAAGAAGGAUGUUAUUCCUUCAUGGGGUAACUUAAAGUCCUUUCAGGAGAAUUAUCUUGUUCACAAGAACUGCGAUAAAUGA